CAACUUAACGAAGUGUCUCUUUGUUUUGCUCUCCGGCUGUUUCUUGGAGGAUUUCCUUGUGUUGUUUUUUUGUGAGUUUUUUACGCAUAAAUGGGAAGUGGAGGUGAUGUUCUGAUACCCCCGCCGUGUGAUUAUGGUCCCAAUCUCAAGCUGAUUCCCACAAAUGACCAGAUAAAGGAGCUCCAGACAAUCCUGCGCGAUAAGAACACCAGUCGCAGUGAUUUCAAGUUCUAUGCCGACAGAUUGAUCCGUCUGGUGAUUGAGGAGAGUCUCAAUCAACUUCCAUACUCUCCUAUUAGAGUAGUGACGCCGACUGGAGCGAACUAUGAUGGGCUCAAAUAUCGUUCCGGGAACUGUGGAGUGUCGAUUGUGCGGUCAGGAGAGGCUAUGGAACAGGGCCUGAGGGACUGCUGUCGCUCAAUCCGCAUCGGGAAGAUCCUCGUGGAGUCCGAUGCGGAGACUCACGUUGCCAGAGUGGUUUACGCCCGGUUUCCCGAAGACAUCUCUCGAAGACAAGUGCUGCUGAUGUACCCCAUCAUGUCCACGGGAAAUACAGUUAUCCAGGCGGUAAAUGUGCUGAAGGAACACGGUGUUCCGGAGAACUGCAUCAUCUUAUCGAAUCUGUUCUGCACACCAAUGGCAGCUAAAACCAUCGUGUCCGCCUUCCCGGAGAUGAAGAUCCUCACGUCGGAGUUGCAUCCCGUGGCGCCGAAUCACUUUGGUCAGAAGUACUUCGGCACUGAUUGAUUGUUUCUGUAUUUUUUUUUAUCAUAUGCGAGCGUUUGAUAUGGUUUUAUGAUCAAGUCAGCAAAUUGUCCAGUAAUCAGAUAAU
This is a messenger RNA of Phlebotomus argentipes, 832 nucleotides long. It is a transcript of the gene kri, whose product is annotated as uracil phosphoribosyltransferase homolog. Lineage: Eukaryota; Metazoa; Arthropoda; Insecta; Diptera; Psychodidae. The record is from RefSeq and is a predicted model, not a curated record. The transcript is spliced from 3 exons. The coding region runs from base 91 to 747 and encodes 218 amino acids.